Phalacrocorax carbo (great cormorant) is the source of this 2958-nucleotide messenger RNA. NCBI's taxonomy places the organism in Eukaryota, Metazoa, Chordata, Aves, Suliformes, Phalacrocoracidae. The record is from RefSeq and is a predicted model, not a curated record.
ACCGGCCCCGCCGCCGCCGCCGCCGCCGGCUCCGGGCCCGCCGCGCUGCCGCGGGGCGCGGCCGCUCCGGCCCGGGGCGCGGGGCCGGUCCGCCGCCGCGGGGCCGCGCACGGCAGAUGCACCGAGUCCAGCUGAAAUCACCGCGGGCGAGAGCCACCGGGCUGGCAGCCGUGCGAUAAAGCCAGUGUGGCACCAUGCCUGCGGCACAGCGGGUCCUCCUCUGCUCGGUGACCAUGUGGCUGCUCCUGCAGAGCCUCCUCCUCCUGGCCUCCUGCCUCCGCUCGGCCACCGCGUUCCCCAAGGGCUGCUACCCCUCAGAAGAGGAGGGGCUGAAGACCUUCCGCUGCAGCAACGCUCAGCUGACCGAGGUCCCCCGAGACAUACCCAACGACACCAACAAGCUCUACCUGGACUCCAACCGAAUCCCCUUCCUGCCCCGCGACGCCUUCCGGGACCUGCCGCUCCUGCUGGAGCUGGAUCUGUCUCACAACGCCAUCGCCAGCAUCGAGAGCGGGGCUUUCCGGGGCCUGGCAGAGCACCUGCACUCUCUGGACUUGUCUUCCAACAGGCUGGUGUCGGUCAGCAAAGAUGCCUUUAGCAACCUGAAGGCCAAGGUCAACCUCUCCAACAACCCCUGGCUGUGUGACUGUCGGCUGCAGGAGCUGAUCCGCACAGUGGACCUGGCGGCCGGCUCCUCGGGCGGCAUCAUCUGCGACUCCUCCGCACAGGAGGAGCACGUCGGCAAAGCUUUCCUGCAGGUGAUCGCUGACACGGACUUCUGCAACGUGUACAAAAAGACCACGGACAUCGCCAUGCUGGUCACCAUGUUUGGCUGGUUCGCCAUGGUGAUCUCCUACCUGGUCUACUACGUGCGGCAGAACCAGGAGGACGCCCGGCGGCACCUGGAGUAUCUCAAGUCCCUGCCCAGCAAGCAGCGGAGGUCGGAGGAGUCAUCCACCAUCAGCACCGUGGUAUGAGGCACCGGCAUCCCGCAGGACAUGGGGACACGUGGAGCUGGGGAUCGGCCGCUCGGCAGGCUUGUCGUGGCUGCAGGAGCUGUCAUGAGCCACCGUCACCGCACAGAAAUAGUCACGGAUUUGUUCUGUUCUCCUCGGGGAAGCGGCGUCUGGCAGUGGGAGCCACGGCCAGCGAGUGCCUGGCUCCGGCGCAGCGAGGGGCGAAGCGGCUGCGGCCGGUGGGCGGUUAUCGGCAACGAGCACGGAGCAGCCAUGGCAUCGGCCUGCUGCCUCUGCCUUACAAAGGACCGGAGAGACCCCGAGCAUCCGCCCGGCACGUGGCCGCUGCUCCGACCGACCGGGAUGUCCGGACUUCAUUUAUAACUCUCAUAUGUCCUUUGCAGAGAUCCUUUGGGGCAUUAACAAAAUCAGUGUUUUAAUCCCUCCCCGGCUUACCCUCGGCUGCCUGAGGGAUGUUCCUGGCAGCGCAGGGCAGCCUGGGCCUGGCUCCCUGCCUGGACGGGCAGCGGGCAGGGGAGGGCCAUGGUCAGGAGUGGUACGGCCGCAAGGCCAGUGCCCUGCUGGGUCACCAGCCCCAGGAGGGUCACGGGCUGUGACCUCUAGCCCGGCGGGACUGAAGGACGGGGCAGGAGGGGGAGACGCGUGGGUUGGGAAAGGCAAGAGGCAGGGCUGGGGGUGCCCCGCUCCAGCUCUUGUGGCAGACGGUGCCACCCCAUCACCCAUCUCAUCCCCUGCUGCUCCCUGCUCCCUUCCCGGCACCCCUGGCCAGGCAGAGCAAGGGUGUGGGGGCCCCCCCCAGGGAGGGGGCGGCUGGUGGGCGACCCCAGCACCUUCCCCCUCGGAGUGUGCCCUUCCUGUAAGAAACAAAUGGGAAAUGAGCUCCCCUGGGGCUGAGCCCUCUGGGGCCACCAAGGGUUGCAAGUGCUGAUGGAGGGGAACUGAGGGGUCCAGGCAGUGGGUCCAGCCCUGGCCAGAUUUUGGGGGGAGCAGGUUUCCCUUCGGUGCUCCCCGGGGACCAUGCAGGUGGGUGCAGCACCCCUCGCCAGCCUGCUCCGAUCUGGAGCCAGAGGAGAGCUCCCACCUCUCACUCAAGGACUCACAAGCUGCCGACCGGUCACUGUGAUGGGAAGCGGGGAAGGAGGGAGCCGCCCUCUCCCCACUCCCGCGCCGCUGGCAGGAGCCUGAAUCUCCCCUAAAACGCCCCAAUGUCCCUUCUUGACACUUCCAGUAUUGGGCUGCAGGAUCCUGGUGUCGGUAGGUGGAGGCGAGGCCAGGGCACCGGGGGCAAGUGCGGGUGGGGGUCAGUGCCCACCUUUGGGUGCAUGGGGUCCAAGCGGCAACUCAGAGCAAAGCCAGAGCAGAGCCAGACUCUUCCAACCGAGCAUCUGGUCCCCGAGAGCUGGCUUUGCUGGGUUUGCCCUUUUUUUAAAACCAACUGAAGCUAAAUUGCCUUAAUUCACCAAGAGCACCAACCAAAGCUGCUUGAACAUCCUCUGUGCCGGGCCAGACCCGGCUCCGGGACCAACCUCAGACCCUGGUGCAGGCAGCGCGUUUCGGCGCAGGCAGGGCCCGUCCUCCCAUGCCCCAGCACCGUCCUGCCGUGGGACGGAGCUGGCCGGGAGCGGCACCCGCGCCCCUCCACAAGUGCCUACUUCCCCAGCGCAGGCCAGGGGCUCUGCAACGCACAAGCGCCUCGUCCCAGCUCCAAUCCAGGCGUCCCCUGGGCCCGCAGCCCCACGGCAGCUUCCUCCCCAAACCCCCCAUACAACCGGCUGUGGAGAAAAGGGGCUUGGGGGGACCGAACCACCGCGAGCGGCUGCCCCGUGGCCCCAGGCACUGCUCCCCUGCGGGCAUCCCUGGGCGGCCGCUCUCGUGCCCGCGGCAUGCGGGGACACCCGGGACCGUCUGACCCAAUAUGUGUUUUGUUUAAGGGACCUUUUACGUUCUUACUUUAUACAAUAAAGUUGGCUUUUACUUUGGA